This is a messenger RNA of Metschnikowia bicuspidata var. bicuspidata NRRL YB-4993, 267 nucleotides long. Its product is annotated as SAGA histone acetyltransferase complex subunit. Lineage: Eukaryota; Fungi; Ascomycota; Pichiomycetes; Serinales; Metschnikowiaceae. The record is from RefSeq and is a predicted model, not a curated record. The transcript has a single exon. The annotation marks the transcript as partial.
GACAUUGUGACGGGUAUAAUACGACAGAUCAGUGUCAAUUGCAUAAGUCGUCACCGCGCCUUGCAACAAACAAUAGGCAAAGAGAAUCAACCCUUCACAUCCCUCUACCUUGAGUCAUGUACAAAAGAUAUUUUUGGACAGGAAAAGUCCAAGUUGAAAGGCUUAGAGACUUCGAGAUAUUUUGAGUGCGGAAAUUGCGGAAGAAAAAUCUCAGGGGGCCGUUUUGCGCUGCACAUCAACAAAUGUUUUGACAGGGAUCGAAGAUGA